Messenger RNA from Helobdella robusta, 912 nucleotides. RefSeq lists its product as hypothetical. The transcript has 8 exons. Bases 1 to 912 code for a protein of 303 amino acids. NCBI's taxonomy places the organism in Eukaryota, Metazoa, Annelida, Clitellata, Rhynchobdellida, Glossiphoniidae. The record is from RefSeq and is a predicted model, not a curated record. Gene Ontology annotation, cellular component: membrane.
AUGAAUUUGAAAAGCAAAAUUCAUUGCAAGUGCGCUAAAACAGUUCACUAUAGAAACCUUUUGAAAUGCAGCUUGAUUUUAUUCAGCACUAUUAUUUUGGUGGCAGGUAGUGGCAUAUUCGGGGCAGGAAUGUAUGCGAGGUCGUUGUUAGUGAGGAACCGCAUGUAUUUCUUGGGACAACUCCUCAACAUUCCUUCAUUCCUUGGCCUCUUCUGCGUCUUAAUCGCUCUUCUCUGUAUUUACGGGAUAUUUAAGGACAAUAAAUUCAUUUUAAUUAUUUUAGCCACAGUCAUCUUCGUCAGUUUUCUUUUCAUGUCGAUGAUUUCUGGCUUCUUGAUGAGUGUCAAAAAUUAUAAUCUGCCAAAUUUCCUGAAAGAACUUUCAAGUUACCAGGUGGAAUGUUGUGGUAUGAGUGGCGCUGCAGACUGGGUCAUGAAUUCAGACCUGCAAUCCGUCAAUCACCUGCCUGAAUCAUGCUGUAAAUUUAACUCGGAACUUGACGGAAAGUGCGAUAUCGUGCUCAUUAGAAACGACGAUGACAUCGACCAGUACGAUGGAGAUGAUGAAACGAACAAAACGCUUUCCUCUGCAAGUAAAUGUAGGAAGAAAGGUUCGAUGUUUUCAAAGAUGUUCGUAACAGCACUGACCGUAACUUUCUUGCUGACUGCCGUUCAACUUUUCAUGUUUGUGGCCACAGUCUUCCACAUCAAUAAUUUGUUUGAACGUGAGAAGAAGAUCAAUGUGCGGAAAGCCGAGAACAAAAACUCAACGAGACACAUCAGAGGAUCAGAUCAAAAAUAUGACAAAGUAGACUCUCAUGGCAACAAAUAUUUAAAAAUUAACCCGAUGGUAUUUGCACAACUUGUAUACAAAUUGUGCGGCCGAACCGCCGAACUUUCUGUCGAUCACUGA